CAAGUGCAGUGCCCGGCGCCGGCGGGGGCUGCGCGGCGGGGCCAUGCAGAGCUGCGGGCGCUUCUGGGGGCGGCUGGCGGCCCGCGGGGCGCCGAGGCACCUGCGGGGGGCGGCGGCGGCGGGGCAGCGGCGCUGGGGCGGCGGCGAGGCGGCGCGGUGCAUCGAGCAGCUCUUGCCGCGGCACGAUGACUUCUCCCAGCGGCACAUCGGGCCGCGGGAGCAGGAGAAGCGAGAGAUGCUGCGGACCGUCGGGGUGCAGAGUGUCGAGGAGCUGAUGGACAAAACCAUCCCGGCCAGCAUCCGCCUCCGGAGGCCGCUGAGGAUGGAUGACCACGUCUGUGAAAACGAAGUCCUUGAAACUCUGUACAAUAUUGCAAGCAAGAACAAGAUAUGGCGGUCUUACAUAGGCAUGGGUUAUUACAACUGCUCAGUGCCCCAGCCCAUUGCACGGAAUUUGUUGGAGAAUGCAGGAUGGGUUACCCAGUAUACUCCUUACCAACCUGAGGUAUCCCAGGGCAGGCUGGAAAGCCUGCUAAAUUACCAGACUAUGGUGUGUGAUAUCACAGGAAUGGAUGUGGCUAAUGCAUCUUUGCUGGAUGAGGGGACAGCAGCUGCAGAAGCUAUGCAGUUAUGUCACAGACACAACAAAAGAAGGAAGUUCUAUGUAGAUGCUCGAUGCCACCCUCAAACUAUAGCAGUGGUUCAAACCAGAGCAAAUUAUACAGGUGUUAUUACUGAGCUCAAAUUACCCCAUGAGAUGGAUUUCAGUGGAAAGGAUGUCAGUGGAGUAUUAUUUCAGUAUCCAGAUACUGAAGGGAAGAUUGAAGACUUCUCCGAACUUGUUGAAAGAGCUCAUCAAAAUGGGACUCUCGCCUGCUGUGCUACUGACCUUCUGGCUCUCUGUAUUCUGAAGCCUCCUGGAGAGUUUGGGGUGGAUGUUGUCCUGGGUAACUCCCAGAGGUUUGGUGUGCCACUGUGCUAUGGGGGACCCCAUGCGGCAUUCUUUGCUGUCAAGGAAAAUCUAGUGAGAAUGAUGCCAGGCAGGAUGGUGGGCGUUACAAGAGAUGCAAGUGGGAAGGAAGUGUAUCGACUUGCUUUGCAAACACGUGAGCAGCAUAUCAGGAGGGAUAAAGCUACCAGCAACAUCUGCACAGCACAGGCUCUUCUGGCCAAUAUGUCAGCCAUGUUUGGUAUAUACCAUGGGUCUGAUGGAUUAAGGCAUAUUGCAAGACGGGUACACAAUGCUACUCUAAUCUUGGCUGAAGGUCUCAGGCGAGCUGGUCAUAAACUACAUCACGAUCUGUUCUUCGAUACCUUGACGAUAACAUGCGGAUGCUCGGUCAAAGAGGUUUUGGACAGGGCAGCUCUUAGAAAGAUAAAUUUUCGGAUUUAUAGUGAUGGCAGGCUUGGAGUAUCACUUGAUGAAACUGUAAAUGAGAAAGACCUAGAUGACAUAUUAUGGAUUUUUGGUUGCGAGUCUUCUUCUGAGCUGAUUGCCGAGGGUAUGGGCGAGGAAACCAAAGGCAUCCUUAGCACCCCAUUUAAGAGAACUUCCAAAUUUUUGACACACCAGGUUUUCAACAGCUAUCACUCUGAGACAAAUAUCGUGCGGUACAUGAAAAGAUUAGAAAACAAAGAUAUUUCCCUUGUUCACAGCAUGAUUCCUUUGGGGUCCUGCACAAUGAAGCUCAAUAGUUCAGCUGAACUUGCACCUAUUUCAUGGAGAGAAUUUGCCAACAUCCACCCUUUUGUGCCCCUGGAUCAAGCUCAAGGGUAUCAGCAGCUUUUCAAGGAUUUAGAGAAGGACCUAUGUGAGAUUACUGGCUAUGACAAAAUCUCCUUCCAACCAAAUAGUGGAGCCCAAGGAGAGUAUGCAGGCUUGGCUGCAAUCAAAGCUUAUUUAAAUGCCAAAGGAGAACGUCAUAGAACCGUGUGCCUUAUUCCUAAAUCUGCUCAUGGUACAAAUCCAGCAAGUGCGCAAAUGGCAGGGAUGAAGAUUCAGCCAAUUGAAGUGGAUAAAAAUGGGAGCAUUGAUAUCUCCCAUUUAAAAGCAAUGGUGGACAAGCACAAAGAGAACUUGGCAGCCAUCAUGAUCACAUACCCUUCUACCAACGGUGUGUUCGAAGAGGAGAUUGGAGAUGUGUGUGACCUCAUUCACAAUCACGGAGGACAAGUUUACUUAGACGGAGCAAAUAUGAAUGCUCAGGUGGGUCUGUGUCGUCCUGGAGACUAUGGCUCUGAUGUCUCUCACUUAAAUCUUCACAAAACCUUUUGCAUUCCCCAUGGAGGAGGAGGACCUGGAAUGGGACCAAUUGGAGUGAAGAAACAUUUGGCUCCCUACUUGCCUACCCACCCUGUCAUCAAAAUACAGCCGGAUAAGGAUGCAUGUUCUUUGGGUACUGUCAGUGCUGCACCUUGGGGUUCCAGUGCUAUAUUGCCAAUUUCCUGGGUGUAUAUCAAGACAAUGGGAGCGAAGGGUCUGAAGCAUGCUUCUGAAAUUGCUAUACUAAAUGCAAACUACAUGGCAAAGAGGCUAGAGAAGCACUACAAAAUCCUUUUCAGAGGAGCAGAAGGUUAUGUAGCCCAUGAAUUCAUUUUGGAUACGAGACCUUUCAAAAAAACAGCAAACAUUGAAGCUGUAGAUCUUGCCAAGAGGCUUCAGGAUUAUGGUUUUCAUGCUCCAACCAUGUCCUGGCCAGUGGCAGGGACACUUAUGAUUGAACCAACAGAGUCUGAAGACAAAGCAGAACUGGAUAGAUUUUGUGAUGCAAUGAUCAGUAUUCGGCAAGAAAUUGCUGAAAUAGAGGCAGGCAGGAUGGACCCCCAAAUUAACCCACUAAAGAUGUCACCACAUACUCUGAACUGUGUCACUUCUUCCAAGUGGGAUCGUCCCUAUUCCAGAGAAGUGGCAGCAUUCCCACUGCCAUUUGUGAAGCCUGAAAGCAAGUUUUGGCCCACAAUUGCUCGCAUUGAUGACAUAUACGGGGAUCAACAUCUGGUUUGCACCUGCCCACCAAUGGAAGCCUAUGAAUCUCCAUUUUCUGAACAGAAGAGAGCAUCUUCUUAAGACUGCUUCCAGCUGCCUGCAUUUCUGACUCCAUCAGGAUGGUCUUUUCCUGAUUUCCUGGGGAUAUGUAUACUGUGUAUAUUUUGGAUAAUCACCAUGUUUGUUAAUUGAAUCACUGCGCAGUUAAAAUGUAAAUACAAUCAGUAUGUUAGGUGUAAACAAAAUGUGACUGUUCCUCAGCAGUAGAUGUUGAAGUUACCUUGAUUCAGCCUUUUGUCUGUUUUGUGCUUAAGUUUUAACAAUUAACACCCAAUUUGCAAAGUGGCAUGGAAGAUAUGGUUAAAAAGUAGAAAAGAUGCAGACAGAUAAGGCAAUACUAAUGAAUAUUAACUGCAGGAGUAAUUGUUUACAUUUUGUAAAAAAAAAUUACAAAGCAGGUUUUUAAUUUACUUCACAUAUUACCACUAGCAUUGCAAGUGUUAAUAUUUCAUACUGAUUUUUUUAUCUAUCAGUGUUAGUAGUCUAAUAAAACUGGUAAGAAUUUUAA
Pseudopipra pipra is the source of this 3554-nucleotide messenger RNA. RefSeq names its product glycine decarboxylase (gene GLDC). Bases 44 to 3067 code for a protein of 1007 amino acids. Gene Ontology annotation, cellular component: mitochondrion; glycine cleavage complex. The record is from RefSeq and is a predicted model, not a curated record. Gene Ontology annotation, biological process: glycine decarboxylation via glycine cleavage system. The transcript has 25 exons. NCBI's taxonomy places the organism in Eukaryota, Metazoa, Chordata, Aves, Passeriformes, Pipridae. Gene Ontology annotation, molecular function: glycine dehydrogenase (decarboxylating) activity; glycine binding; pyridoxal phosphate binding.